AUGUUGGUCUACCAGGAUAUUCUUACAGGCGAUGAGCUUCUCUCUGAUUCCUUUCCUUACAAGGAAAUCGAGAAUGGCAUGUUAUGGGAAGUUGAAGGAAAGUGGGUUGUGAAAGGAGCUAUGGAUUUUGACAUAGGUGCGAAUCCGGGUGAGGAAGGGGGUGAAGACGAAGGAGUCGAUGAUCAAGCUGUGAAGGUUGUCGAUAUCAUCGAUACGUUUAGGCUUCAGGAGCAACCAUCGUUUGACAAGAAACAAUUUGUGAUGUUUAUGAAAAGAUACAUCAAGCAACUAAGCCCUAAGUUGGACUCAGAAAACCAAGAGCUGUUCAAGAAACACAUUGAGAGUGCCACCAAAUUCUUGAUGUCAAAGCUCAAAGACUUCCAAUUCUUCGUGGGAGAGAGCAUGGAAGGAGAAGAAGGGAGCUUAGUGUUUGCUUACUACAGAGAAGGAGCCACUGAUCCUACUUUUCUCUACUUGGCCUACGGCUUGAAAGAGAUCAAGUGCUGA
Arabidopsis thaliana (thale cress) is the source of this 507-nucleotide messenger RNA. Its product is annotated as Methionine sulfoxide reductase (MSS4-like) family protein. Gene Ontology annotation, cellular component: cytoplasm; nucleus. The record is from RefSeq and is marked reviewed. The transcript is spliced from 6 exons. Lineage: Eukaryota; Viridiplantae; Streptophyta; Magnoliopsida; Brassicales; Brassicaceae. Bases 1 to 507 code for a protein of 168 amino acids. Gene Ontology annotation, biological process: developmental process.